This is a messenger RNA of Galleria mellonella (greater wax moth), 954 nucleotides long. RefSeq lists its product as uncharacterized. Lineage: Eukaryota; Metazoa; Arthropoda; Insecta; Lepidoptera; Pyralidae. Gene Ontology annotation, biological process: protein folding; chaperone-mediated protein complex assembly. The transcript has a single exon. The coding region runs from base 149 to 655 and encodes 168 amino acids. Gene Ontology annotation, molecular function: Hsp90 protein binding; protein-folding chaperone binding. The record is from RefSeq and is a predicted model, not a curated record. Gene Ontology annotation, cellular component: nucleus; cytosol.
UGGCAACCCUGUUCGAUGAAUCGGUGCGGUGGGUUGGAUAGAUUAUCAAUUGUCCUGAGUUGAAUCGUAAUUUUUUAACUAAACUUUGCGUUUGAUCAAUUUUUCACGUGGUGUCUUAACAAUUAUUAAAAAUUUACUCAUAGUCAGCAUGUCCGGAGAAACUCCAGUCCCACCUCCCGUAUUAUGGGCUCAGCGCAAAGAAGAUGUAUUUCUAACAUUUAGCGUCGAGUCUAAAGAUCCGACUAUUAAAAUAGAAAAGGACUCGGUUUAUUUUAAAGGCGUCAACGUGCCGGACAAUAAAGUACACGAGGUAACUAUACCAUUAUAUGAAACUGUGAUCCCUGAAAAUAGCGCCUACGUAAAUAAAGGCAGAUGUAUAGAAAUGGUGCUUCGUAAAGAGAAAAAAGAUGCGCCGUACUGGCCUAAUCUAACCAAGGACAAAAAGAAGCCACAUUACCUUAAAAUAGACUUCAAUAAAUGGAGAGAUGAGGACGACGAUGAUGAAGAAGGUGGCGGUAAUAAUUAUGACAUAGAAGAAAUGCUCCGGUCGAUGGGUGGCGGUGGCGGCGGUGGUGCUGGUGAUAAAUCAGACAAACCAUCCUUUGACGACUUGGAAAGUGAUUCAGAUGAUGAGAAUUUACCUGAUCUUGAAUAAAUUUCGUAGUGAUAAUGCUUAUAUUUAACUAAAACAGUACAUUAUGUAUUUUAAGGUUUUUACAGUUAUAAUAAAAUUAUUGUGAGAUGAAGUGUAACAAUGUUAAUUUUAUUAUUUUCUUUCAUGGAUUUUCCAUCUGAAAGUCCCUAGUGCUUGAAAAGUUAAUAGAAUUCAGUUGUAUACAAUUAGCAUUAGUGUCUGCAGCAGUGCUGGAUUUACUAUUAAGCCGUAUAGGCUGCAUCCUAUGGACGGCAAAUACAAGGGAAGAUUUUGCAAGCAUAAAAUCCCAUAAAAUUUGU